Messenger RNA from Manis pentadactyla (Chinese pangolin), 4769 nucleotides. It is a transcript of the gene MAB21L4, whose product is annotated as mab-21 like 4. The record is from RefSeq and is a predicted model, not a curated record. The transcript is spliced from 5 exons. Bases 261 to 1574 code for a protein of 437 amino acids. Lineage: Eukaryota; Metazoa; Chordata; Mammalia; Pholidota; Manidae.
GGGGCCUCCCCCAGGUGACGACCAGGCCCCGCCUCCCUGCCCUGUGACCUUCUAAUUGUUGGUGACUGACUCACCCUCACUUCAAAAGCCUAGGCCAGUCCAGCUAUUUGACCGCCCAUCACUCUGGAAUUCUGCUGUGGGGGAAGCUGGGGCCCCACCUGCGGAGGCCCCACCUGCGGAGUGGCUCCUCACCUGGGCAGGUGCCUCUGCACAGCUGCCUCAGAGCCGGCCUAGGGACUGCCUUCUGCCCUGGCAAAGCCAUGGCGGUGCAGGUGCCCCUGUGGCACCACUACCUGCAGGCUAUCCGCUCGCGGGGGGCAAACCGGGCGCAGGACCACCAGCGUGCAGAGAACGUGCUCUUUACGGUGCUGGAGCACGUGCAUACCCUGGACCCCCGCUUCCUUGUGGACUACUCCCAGGGCCUGGAGGCCUUCCAGUUUGCCCUGCGCUCCUCAGAGGACCCGCUGGACAUGGAGGUGCUCCUGUGGCUGGACACCGAGGCCCUCCUGCUUGAAGAGGUGGAGGCCGCCGAGGCAGGGAAUGGCCCCCCGACCUUCUGCCUGGGCGUCCCCAGGGAAGGGGCUGGCUUGGAGCGGUGGAUGUCUGACGAUGUCUUCAGUGUCUCCUCGGAGGGCAGCGCCAACUGCUGUGGCCACAUCGUACCCAGGAAGGUCCUGCGCAUCCUCAAGGACCUGCUGGUGGCAGCCAUUGUGCACUGCAAGCACCAGAGCAUCAUCUCUCCAGGCGCCCUGAGUGCGGACAGCCUGAGGGAGGAAGGCCCCCACCUGCGCCUGCUGGUAUCCGGUGGCUGGAGGACGAUCCGCUUCAAUGUCGUGCCCGUGGUGAGGAGGAAGCACAGGCUGCCCGCCCUGGAGGGGGCCCAGUGGGCGCCUGGGUUCCCCGAGGGCAGCUUGAGAAGAAUCCUCAGCCAGGAGGCAGCCCUGGUACCGGCCAGCGCCCACCACUGGAGAAUCUCUACUGACCACCUGCUCCCCAGGCUGCUUAGCGCACUGGGCUCCCUCCCGGGCCACCACCUGGACAGCCUCUCCAUCCUGGACCGAGUCAACCAUGAGAGGUGGCGUGACGGUGGCCAGAGCCCAGGCCUGACCUUUGGCCACCUGAAGACGGUCCUGCUGUGGGCCUCGACACUCUUCCCGGGGCCUGAGGACUGGGCAGAGCUGCAGGGUGCAGUGUACCGUCUGCUGGUGGUUCUGCUCUGCUGCCUGGCCACCAAGAACCUGCCCCAUUUCCUCCACCCCGAGUGGAACCUGCUGCAGGAUGCCGGCCUGGACCUCAAUGUCCUCUACCAGCGUGUGGAGCACUUCACCAGCCAGCCAGAGGUGUCCCUGCGUAUCCAUGUCACCCACCUGGGCCGCAGCCCUCCGCCGCGCAUCGACAAUGGGGUCAAGGCGCUCCUGCAGCUGCCCGCCAGCGACCCCUCCUACUGGGCUACUGCCUUCUUUGACGUCCUGCUGGACAAGUUUCAGGUCUUCAACAUCCAGGAUACAGACCGGAUCUCAGCCAUGCAGAGCAUGUUCCAAAAGACCAAGACUCUUGGAGGGGAAGACAGCUGAGCUGCCCCCAGCCCCAGUCUCUGCUGCCUCAUGGAGGCUCCCAGGGCAUUUGGAGAGGGAAUGGGCUUCACCUGGAGGUGGGUGGUGGGUGGUGGAGGCUUUGUCCCCAGGGGCCACCUCAAACUGUCCAGGGUGCUGGGCAGCAGCCUCCUGGAACUGUAACCUUGUGAGGGUGCUGUGAACUCGAUGUGACACGUGUUGCUCCAUCCCAUGUAAUGUCAAGGCUCUGAAAAACGAGGGUCUGCAUGGGACCUGGAGCUAAGGUCGCGUCCUACCUGUGGGUUGCUGUUGUAUCUGUGGAUCUUACCUUGAGUAAGUUAGUGAACUGGAUGUAACAAUGGAGAAGGUGUCUGCCUCUGUUUGCAGACCUAUGUGGAGAAUAUCCCCCCCCAAAAUCACAGAAGUGGGUGAGGCUUCUGUGCAGAGAGACAAUUUCAAACUUUCCCCAUUCCCGUCCACCCACACCUUCUAGCUCAUAGAGGAAGCUGCAGCCAGCGAAGGGGACACCCACGGCCCCCCCGACAGCCCGGUCUGGCCCUUUCCAGGUGGAAUAUCCCCUCUCCUAGGUAGGGCGACCCCUCCUUGCGCCUGAUGCCACCCCCUCCAUCCAUUCUCACUGUCCUAGUUCUCCACCUUGGAUUCUCUCGUCAGCCCCCUGUGGCCACCUGCAGCCCCUUCCCCACCGAGCCUCCCACGCUGGGGUCCCGGUAGCCUCCAUGUGCCUUGACUCAGCAGGCUCUCCAUUCUCUUUGCCUCUUGGGACAUUUUCUGCCCAGCUUCUGAGCCACAGCCCACAUCCUGGGCUCCCGGGCAGGGGCCUGAAUCCCAUGGCGAGUGCGUGAAGCAGCAGCUCCCCCAGACCUCCUCCGAAGGGACCUGAGGCCACAUGUGCAGGGGAAGUGCCAGGUCCUUGAGGGUUUCAGGGUUUAGGGCCUGAGCUGACGCCAGUACGAGGGGAUGCGUCAUGCCCUCCCUCCACUAGCGUGCAGCUUGCACGGUACUGAGACCUGAUCUGACUCACUCACAGUGGGUACAGAGUGCAGGCCUACCCUGUGGUCAUUUCCUCAGCAUCUGGUGUCUGUCAUGAUGGCCGUACUUAGCAUGAGUAAGAGCCAUAAUUGUAGGAGAAACCAAAGGAAAGAUUUUAAAACCACCUCUACUCCCAUGGCCAAGAGUCCAGCAAAACAUACUGAUUCCCAGAUACAAAAACAGGCAGUGCAGCUCUCAAAGACCUUAAUUCACCAGUAUGACCGCAGCAAAAAUCAGAUGGGUCAAUAAUGAAAACUUAGGUAUAAAUCCAACAAAAUAUAUACAAGAUCUAUAUGAGAAAAAUGAUAAAACUCUGACAAACAAAAUCAAAGAUCUAAAUAAAUGGAUAUUCCAUGUUCAUGGAUAGAAGACUCAAUAUUUCAAGAUGUUAGUUCUUCCCACUUGAUCUACAGAUUCAGUGCAACCCAGUCCUAGUGAGUUAUUUUGUGGAUGUUGACAAACUGAUCUAAAGUUAUAGGGAGACAUCCGGAACAGCCAACAUAGUAUGACAGAGAAGAACAAAAUUGGAGGACUAACACCACCGCACUUUUAGACUCACUAUAAAGGUACAGUUAUCAAGACAGUGUGAUAAAAGAAAAGACAAAUGUGGCAAAAGAAUAGAAACAGGUCAGCGGAGCAGAAUAGAGAGCCGAGAAACAGACCCAUAAACAUAGCAACUGAUCUUUGACAAAGGAGCACAGGCAACACAAUGGGGCAAAAACAGUCUCUCAACAAAUGGUGCUGGAGCAACUAGACAUCCACAGGUAGGAAAAUGAAUCAAAUCUGGACACAGACCUCAUACCUGUCAUGAAAAUUAACUCAAGAUGGAUUAUAGACAUAAAUGUAAAACAAAAACUAAAAACUCCUAGAAAAGAACAUAGGAAACCUAGUUGACCUUGGGUAUGGUGGUGACUUUUUAGAUACAACACCACAGGCACCACCAUGAAAAAAAUAACUGAUCAGCUGCACUUCAUUGAAAUCAAAAUUCUCUGCUCUGUGAAACACAAUGUGAAGUGAAGGAGAAGACAAGCUGCAGUCUGGGAGGAAAUAUUUGCCGAGGACAUAUCUGAUAAGGACCAUUACCCAAAAUCUACAAAGUGCUCUUAAAACACAAUGAUAAGAAAACAAACAGCCUGAUUAAAAAGGGGCCGAAGACCUUAACAGACACCUCGUCAGAAAGAUACACAGAUGGCAAAUAAGCAUAUGAAAAGAUGCUCCACAUCGAGUGUCAUCAGGGACAUGCAAAGUGAAACAACAAUGAGGUGCCACUACACACCUAUGAGAAUGGUCAAAGCCUGUGACCCCAACACCGCCAGAUGCCGGUGAGGACGUGGGGCCACAGGAACUCUCACCGCUGGUGGGAAAGCAACAAGGUACAGUCAUUGUGCAAGACAGUUUGGCAGUUUCUUACAAAACAAAACAUACUCAUCAUAUGAUCCAGGAAUUUAGUUUCUUGGUAUUUACUCAGAAAAAUUAAACUCAUGUCUGCACAAAAACUUGCACAUGGAUGUUCAUAGCAAUUUUAUUCAUAAUUUCCCAAAUUUGGGAGCAACCAAGAUGUCCUUCAGUGAGUGAUGGAUAAACCAUGGCCCAUCCGAACAGUGGAAUAUUACUCAGCAUUAAAAAGGAAUGAGCUAUCAAGCCAUGAAAAGACCUGGGGGAGCCUUACAUGCAUGAGACUAAGUGAAAGAAGCCGACCUGAAAGGCUACAUACCGUACGAUUCCAGCUCUGUCGUCUGGAACAGGCAAAAAGCUGUGGAGACAGUGAAGAGACCGGAGGUUGCCAGGCAUUCGGAGGGAGAGAGGGAUGAAAAGAAGGAGUGGAGGGUUUCUAGUCGAUGAAAACAAUCUGUGUGAUACCAUAGUGAGGGACACAUGCGUUUGUCCCCCAAUGCAUUUGUCCCAAUGCGUUUGUCCAAGCCCCUAGGACACAACAGCAAGAGGGACCCUCGUGUAAACGCUGGCCUCUGAGUGAUGACAAUGUCAGCACGGCUUCCUCAGCUGUGGCGCGUGCCCUGCUCUGGAGGUGUUGUUGGUGAUGGGGGGCUAUGCAUGUGGGGAGCAGGGGGCACAUGGAAGAUCUCUGCCUUCCUCUCAGUUUUGCUGUGAAACUAAAACUGCACUAAAAAAUAUCUUAAAAGUAAAAUAAAUUUAAAAAUUUCCAGA